Metopolophium dirhodum (rose-grain aphid) is the source of this 1053-nucleotide messenger RNA. RefSeq lists its product as uncharacterized. The record is from RefSeq and is a predicted model, not a curated record. NCBI's taxonomy places the organism in Eukaryota, Metazoa, Arthropoda, Insecta, Hemiptera, Aphididae. The coding region runs from base 1 to 1053 and encodes 350 amino acids. The transcript has 3 exons.
AUGGCUGGUUCAAUUGAAGACAACGCUGCAUUAUACAAGAAGAAGACCUUUACGUAUGUACCACUAUCACCACCGGCUGAACUCAUCGAAACCACAAGCUACACGAUCAACUUUACAGCACGCAAAUUCAUACUUGUCGGUGUCGAUCCUACUGAUAAUUUUCAAGUCACCGUUCAUUUAUUAACACCAUCGCGUCAUGUUAAAAUAUCGCCGGAUUUCCUGAGACGCAUAUUCUCUAUGAUGGGGCAUAUCUUAUCAUUUAUAUUAGAUACGGUCCAGUACAAGCGCAUCAUAUUUCUUGAGACGGAAUUUCAUAAAAUAUCCAGUAUGGUGUAUGGCGGAGAAAAUGUGCUAGUAAUAGAGUCAAAAACUCAGGACGGGUGCAGAGUACUGUUAAAUCGGGAGGACUUUAUUAAGCUUCAAUAUCUUGAAUGUAGUAUUUUCGAAAGUAUUGUACGGAAAGAAAUAAACACUGCUCCAUUAAUUACUAGGCAGUUUGACGAUUUUGCGAUGUAUCUACAUGAGAAAUCUGCUCACCUUAAAUCACCACCGAAAAAUUUAGAAGAGAUGUUAAUAUUCAUUAAAAACGUACAAGACGAUCGAACGGAGAAAAUUUACCCAAACAUGAUCGGUCAAAUACAAAUGUAUGCAACCGUACAACUAGCUGAAACUGUGUUACAACAGUUGACGCAUGAGUUACAGAAUGGUCAAAUGGAUACACCAACGUCUCCAAGCUAUUCGCCGGUCAGCAAUAUAUUCAGCAUGCACGACGAUUCAUCUGCACGUGAUGGAUUUAAUCAGCCUAAGGAUGAUAUUUUAGCUAAGGCACUAGAUUAUAUUGAUGGACCUGCACGGACACCAGCCGAGAUUCGCAACCCGCAGGCAUGCGAGGUAAACGAUGGGCCUGAUUUUUUCUACCAAUUCAGGACGAUAUCACCACCGCAACCUUACCCAACUUUCACCGAACAUCCAGUGCCAUCACACAAACGAUCUCAGUCAACCUUCGCCAAGCAUCCGACGCCAGUACGUGAUGUUAAGCGACGUCUAUUUUAA